AUGCUCGCAAGCGGCGCCGAUUUUUGUUGGGCUGCUUCGAGCACGGGCAAAGCCUCCAGCCAGCAUCACUGCGGUUACUUUCCAGCACUGGAUGCUCGCUCGUGGCUGCUUCGAGCACGGGCAAAGCCUCCAGUCAGAAGCACUGCAGGCAAUUUCCAGCAGCAGACGCUCGCACGCGGCGCCGAAACAUGUUUUGCUUGCAUCCGCCAUCCUCAACAGUUCUCCCUUGCCUCCGCCGUCUUCCCCCUGCGCCCUUUUUUGGCUAGCUUCGGGAUCACGAGGUUCGUAGCGCUGGUGCUGGCGCUCUUCGGCGUACCCAAUACCCUCCAGAAGCGCGCUUCAGACGUUAAUGUUCCUAUCUUCGAUGCUUUCUCCCCCUCUCGUCUCCCCCUCUCCUGCCCAGGGCCUGCUUUUGUCUUGAGACACGUUUUUUACUUGAGAUCAGGGACUGUCACAUAA
This is a messenger RNA of Prorocentrum cordatum, 459 nucleotides long. The record is from the annotation of a GenBank genome assembly. NCBI's taxonomy places the organism in Eukaryota, Dinophyceae, Prorocentrales, Prorocentraceae.